AUGGCGAAGCGGAAGCGGCAGGGGAAGGCGCCUGAGCCCAAGCGCUCCCGCACCCAGCUGAACAAUGCCAGGAAGAGGGCGGCGAAGAAGCGGGCGAAGGAGCAAGCCAAGCGCACCGACCCUUCCUUGGUCUACAUCGAGGAUCCCUUGGCUGCGCCGACGGUGAGAAGCGCCAAGGGCUGGUUCGCGAACCUGGGAGCAAAGCUCUCCUUGCGGCUCGGGCCAGUGGAAGGCUGGCGAACGUCGGCCAAGCUGGCGGUGCGCGCGGGCGCCGCCGGCCCCCGCAUCGGGCUUUUCGUGCCAAAGUCCCACGACGUCGUCCCCAUCAACGGCUGCGCUGCCCACCAUGCCUCCAUCAACGCGGCCUUGGAGGCCAUCACUACGGCGUGCAAAGCCGCGAGAAUCAGUGGCUACGACGAAGGCAAAGGCGAAGGCGAUCUGCGCUACGUGAAGCUGGAGGUGGAGCGGUCCACUGAGCUCGUGCAGGUCACCCUGGUAUGGCACGCGAGCUCCCAGGAAGAGGCGGGCAAGCCGCUUCGCAAGCUGACAAAGGCACUUCAACAAUCUGCGGAGCUGUGGCACUCGAUAUGGGCAAAUUUCCACGCGGCAGACAAGCAUACCUCCCGCAUUCUGGCCUUCGAGAAGGAGGCCUGGGUGCAGCUGUCCGGCUCCAAGCGCUGGCUGCGCGAGGCGCUGUCCAGGAGCGGGGCGCCGUACCACUGCGAGCUUUGCUUCCCUCCCUUUGUCUUCCGCCAGGCAAAUCUCUGUGCCUUUGAGCAGAUCGUGGCGGCGGUUCGACGCUUUGUUCCGCCUGGGAGUGCCGUGGUGGAGCUUUAUGGUGGCGUGGGCACGAUCGGUCUACACCUGGCCGACUUGGCUGGACAAGCCGGCUAA
Molecule: messenger RNA, 894 nt
Organism: Symbiodinium natans
Lineage: Eukaryota; Dinophyceae; Suessiales; Symbiodiniaceae
Source: the annotation of a GenBank genome assembly